Molecule: messenger RNA, 476 nt
Organism: Thunnus maccoyii (southern bluefin tuna)
Lineage: Eukaryota; Metazoa; Chordata; Actinopteri; Scombriformes; Scombridae
Product: hemoglobin subunit beta-2
Exons: 3
Coding region: 3-446 (147 amino acids)
Biological process (GO): oxygen transport; hydrogen peroxide catabolic process
Cellular component (GO): hemoglobin complex; blood microparticle; haptoglobin-hemoglobin complex
Molecular function (GO): oxygen binding; peroxidase activity; organic acid binding
Source: RefSeq, a predicted model, not a curated record
AAAUGGUCGAGUGGACAGACUUCGAGCGCGCCACCAUCCAGGACAUCUUCGCCAAGAUGGACUAUGAGUCUGUGGGCCCUGCAGCUCUUGCCAGGUGUCUGGUCGUCUACCCCUGGUGCCAGAGGUAUUUCGGCAACUUUGGAAACCUCUACAACGCCGAAGCCAUCAAGGGAAACCCGAUGAUUGCAAAACAUGGAACAACUAUCCUCCACGGUCUGGACCGGGCUGUGAAGAACAUGGACAACAUCAAGGAAACUUAUGCCGAGCUGAGCGUGCUGCACUCCGAGAAACUGCACGUGGACCCUGAUAAUUUCAAGCUGCUGGCUGACUGCCUGACCAUUGUGGUUGCUAGCAAGAUGGGCAAUGACUUCACUGCGGAGGUCCAAGAAGCUUUCCAGAAGUUCCUGGCGGUGGUUGUGAGCUCCCUGGGAAGGCAGUACCACUAAAGAGCUGCAACCGAGGACCAUCACAUGCUG